This is a messenger RNA of Poecile atricapillus (Black-capped chickadee), 14112 nucleotides long. It is a transcript of the gene PLEC, whose product is annotated as plectin. Gene Ontology annotation, cellular component: cell junction; cytoplasm; membrane. The record is from RefSeq and is a predicted model, not a curated record. Gene Ontology annotation, biological process: wound healing; intermediate filament bundle assembly. Gene Ontology annotation, molecular function: protein binding; structural molecule activity; keratin filament binding. Lineage: Eukaryota; Metazoa; Chordata; Aves; Passeriformes; Paridae.
GGCUCUGCCCGGGGGAUUCGCUCCCUGCGCCCGUGCCGGCACCGGCACAUGACCGCGGCCACAGCGGCUGCGCCAGCACCGGAGCCGCACGGACGGAGCGAGCGGCAGCCCCGGAGCCGGGGUCUGCGGGCAGCCGGGGGCCGGCGGCGAUGGCGGAGGACAGCUCGAGCGGCAGCAGCGGCUCGCCCGGCGCCGGGGACACGCUGCCCUGGAACCUUGGCAAGCACCAGCGCUCCCAGCGAGCCAAGGCGGCCGCGGGCAACGGGACGGUGCUGGACCCCGCCGAGAGAGCCGUCAUCCGCAUCGCAGAUGAGCGAGAUCGUGUCCAGAAGAAAACCUUCACCAAAUGGGUCAACAAGCACCUUAUCAAGGCGCAGCGCCACGUCAACGACCUGUACGAGGACCUGCGGGACGGGCACAACCUCAUCUCGCUGCUGGAGGUGCUGUCGGGUGACACGCUGCCCCGGGAGAAGGGCCGGAUGCGCUUCCACAAGCUGCAGAAUGUCCAGAUUGCCCUCAACUACCUGAAGCACCGGCAGGUGAAGCUGGUGAACAUCCGCAACGAUGACAUCGCCGACGGCAACCCCAAGCUGACGCUGGGGCUCAUCUGGACCAUCAUCCUCCACUUCCAGAUCUCAGACAUCCAGGUGACGGGGCAGUCGGAGGACAUGACAGCCAAGGAGAAGCUGCUGCUCUGGUCACAGCGGAUGGUGGAGGAUUACCAGGGCCUCCGCUGUGACAACUUCACCACCAGCUGGCGGGACGGGCGCCUCUUCAAUGCCAUCAUUCACCGGCACAGGCCAAUGCUGAUCGACAUGAGCCGGGUGUACCGCCAGAGCAACCUGGAGAACCUGGACCAGGCCUUCACCGUGGCCGAGCGGGACCUGGGGGUGACGCGGCUGCUGGACCCCGAAGACGUGGACGUGGCGCAGCCGGACGAGAAGUCCAUCAUCACCUACGUGUCCUCCCUGUACGACGCCAUGCCGCGCGUGCCCGAGGUGCAGGACGGCGUCAAGGCCAACGAGCUGCAGCUGCGCUGGCAGGAGUACUACGAGGUGGUGACGGGGCUGCUGCAGUGGAGCCGGCAGCACUCGGCGCUCUUCGAGGAGCGGCGCCUCCCUGCCAGCUACGAGGAGAUCGAGAUCCUCUGGCGCCAGUUCCUCAAGUUCAAGGAGACGGAGCUGCCGGCUCGGGAGGCCGACAAGAGCUCCAAAGCCAUCUUCCAGGCGCUGGAGGGCGCGGUGCAGUCGGGGCAGCUGAAGGUGCCCCCCGGGUACCACCCCCUGGACGUGGAGAAGGAGUGGGGGCGGCUGCACGUCGCUGUGCUGGAGCGGGAGAAGCUGCUGCGGGCAGAAUUUGAGAGGCUGGAGCGGCUGCAGCGUGUGGUCACCAAGCUGCAGAUGGAGUCAGGGCUCUGUGAGGAGCAGCUGAACCAGGCGGACGCUCUGCUGCAGGCAGACGUGCGGCUGCUGGCGGCCGGGAAGGCGCCGCAGAAGGCGGCAGAGGUGGAGCGGGACCUGGACAAGGCGGACGCGAUGAUCCGGCUGCUCUUCAACGACGUCCAGAGCCUCAAGGACGGGCGGCACCCGCAGGGCGAGCAGAUGUACCGUCGCGUGUACCACCUGCACGAGCGCCUGGUGUCCAUCCGCACCGAGUACAACCUGCGGCUCAAGUCGGGGGCGCCGGUGCCAGCGGUCACAGCCGUGUCGGUGACAUCGGCGCAGCGGAGGCCGGAGGCGGACGAGGCCCCGCUGCGGUACCUGCAGGAGCUGCUGGCCUGGGUGGAGGAGAACCAGCGGCGUGUGGCCACGGCCGAGUGGGGCGUGGACCUGCCCACCGUGGAGACCCACCUGGGCGCCCACCGCGGGCUGCACCGCGCCAUCGAGGAGUUCCGUGCCAAGGUGGAGCGGGCACGGGCCGAUGAGAGCCAGCUGUCCCCCGGCCCCAGCGGCGCCUACCGGGAGUGCCUGGGCAAGCUGGAGCUGCAGUACGCCAAGCUGCUGAACUCCUCCAAGUCGCGGCUGCGGCACCUGGAGAGCCUCCAUGGCUUCGUCAGCGGCGCCACCAAAGAGCUGCUGUGGCUGAGCGAGCGCGAGGAGGAGGAGGUGGCCUUCGACUGGAGCCACAACAACCCCGCCAUGGCUGCCAAGAAGGAGAGUUACUCGGCGCUGAUGCGGGAGCUGGAGCUGCGGGAGCGGCGGAUCCAGGAGCUGCGGACCUCGGGGGAGCGGCUGCUGCGUGAGGAGCACCCCGGGGCGCAGACGCUGGAGGCGUUCCUGGCAGCGCUGCAGACCCAGUGGAGCUGGAUGCUCCAGCUCUGCUGCUGCAUCGAGACCCACCUGAAGGAGAACACCAACUACUUCCAGUUCUUCGCCGAGGUGCGGGAGGCCGAGGAGCUGCUGCGAAAGACGGAGGAGACGAUGCGGCGCAAGUUCAGCUGCGACCGCGGCACCACGGCCACGCGCCUGGAGGACCUGCUGCAGGACCUCGCGGAGCAGAAGGAGCAGCUGGCCGAGCUGGGGGCGCAGCUGGGGGGUCUCUCCCGCCGUGCCAGGACCAUCGUGCAGCUGAAGCCGCGCAGCCCCGCGACGCCCCUGCCGGGCCGCCCCCCCAUCCAGGCCGUCUGCGACUACAAGCAGAUGGAGGUGACGGUGCACAAGAACGACACCUGUGCCCUGCUGAACCACGCGCAGCCGCAGCAGUGGCGGGUGCUGAGCGCCGGCGGCAGCGAGGCCGUCGUCCCCUCCGUCUGCUUCCUCCUGCCGCCCCCCAACAAGGAGGCUCUGGACGCCGUGCACAGGCUGGAGACCACCCACCAGCAGCUGCUGGGGCUGUGGCAGCAGCUGCACCAGGACCUGCGCAGCCUCCGCGCCUGGCAGUGCCUGACCCGGGACAUCCAGCAGAUCCAGUCCUGGACGCACGUCACGUUCCGCACGCUGCCGGCCGAGGAGGUGCGCCAGGUGCUGUGCAGCCUGGAGAACCACUACCAGGAGUUCCUGCGGGACAGCCAGGACGCCCAGAGCUUCCAGCCCGACGACCGGCUGCAGGUGGAGCGCGACUACAACGCCUGCACUCACAAAUACGAGCUGCUGCUGCGUAGCCAGGAGAAAGGAGAGCAGGACGAGUCUCUGUGCAAGAGCUACAUCUCGCAGCUGAAGGACAUCCGGCUGCAGCUGGAGAGCUGCGAGAGCCGCACCGUGCAUCGCCUGCGCCUGCCCCUGGAGGCCGACGCCCUGCGCGAGUGCGCCCAGCGCCAGGCUGAGCAGCAGCAAACACACCUGGAGCUGGAGGGCAUCCAGAAGAACCUGGCCAAAGUCAGCGAGAAGACGGAGCAGGUGCUGUCGCAGCCGGAGCAGGCGGGCUCAGCCCCAGUGCUGCGCUCGGAGCUGGAGGUCACCCUGCGGAAGAUGGAGCAGGUGUACAGCCUGUCCAGCAUCUACCUGGAGAAGCUGAAGACCAUCGGGCUGGUGAUCCGGAGCACGCAGGGGGCGGAGGAGCUGCUCCGCAAGUACGAGGAGCAGCUGAAGGACGUGCAGGCAGUGCCGGCUGACCUGGCUGAGCUGGAGGCCAGCAAGGCUGAGCUGAAGCGGCUGCGGGCGCAGGCCGAGGGCCACCAGCCCUUCUUCAGCACGCUGGAGACCGACCUCGGCAAGGCCAAGGACGUCAACGAGCGGAUGGUCCGCGGCCACAGCGAGCGGGACGUGGACCUGGAGCGGUACCGGGAGCGCGUGCAGCAGCUGCUGGAGCGCUGGCAGGCCGUGCUGGGCCAGGCUGACCUGCGGCAGCGCGAGCUGGACCAGCUGGGCCGCCAGCUGCGCUACUACCGGCAGAGCUGCGACGCGCUGCGCCAGUGGAUCCGCGACGCCCGGCAGCGCCAGGAGGCCAUCCAGGCCGUGCCCAUCACCGACAGCCAGGCCGUGCGCGAGCAGCUGCUGCAGGAGAAGAAACUGCUGGAGGAGUGCGAGCAGCACAAGGAGAAGGUGGAGGAGUGCCAGCGCUACGCCAAGCAAUACAUCGACGCCAUCAAGGACUAUGAGCUGCAGCUGGUGAGCUUCAAGGCGCAGGUGGAGCCGGUGGCAUCGCCGGCCAAGAAGCCCAAAGUGCAGUCAGCAUCUGACAGCAUCAUCCAGGAGUACGUGGACCUGCGGACGCAGUACAGUGAGCUGACCACGCUCACCACCCAGUACAUCAAGUUCAUCACCGAGACCCUGCGGCGGCUGGAGGACGAGGAGAAAGCCGCCGAGAAGCUGAAAGAGGAGGAGAGGAAGCGGCUGGCGGAGGUGGAGGCACAGCUGGAGAAGCAGCGGCAGCUGGCCGAGGCCCACGCCAAAGCCAAGGCACAGGCGGAGGCGGAGGCGCGGGAGCUGCAGCUCCGCAUGCAGGAGGAGGUCACCCGGCGGGAGGUGGUGGCCGUGGAUGCCGAGCAGCAGAAGCAGAACAUCCAGCAGGAGCUGAUGCAGCUGCGGCAGAACUCGGACCACCAGAUCAAGUCCAAGGUGAAGCUGAUCGAGGAGGCCGAGUACAACCGCAAGAAAGUGGAGGAGGAGAUCCGCCUCAUCCGCCUGCAGCUGGAGAGCACCGAGAAGCAGCGGGAGAGCGCGGAGACAGAGCUGCAGGAGCUGCGGGCACGCGCCGAAGAGGCCGAGCGGCAGAAGCGGCAGGCGCAGGAGGAAGCCGAGCGCCUGCGCCGGCAGGUGAAGGAGGAGAGCCAGAAGAAGCGGGAGGCGGAGGAGGAGCUGAAGCGCAAGGUGCAGGCCGAGCGCGAAGCGGCGCGGGAGAAGCAGAAGGCAGUGGCGGACCUGGAGCAGCUGCGGCUGCAGGCAGAGGAGGCUGAGCGGCGCAUGCGGCAGGCAGAGGCUGAGAAGGACCGGCAGAUCCAGGUGGCCCAGGAGGUGGCCCAGCGCAGCGCUGAGGCCGAGCUGCAGAGCAAGAGGCUCUCUUUCGCCGAGAAGACAGCGCAGCUGGAGCUGUCGCUGCAGCAGGAGCAUGACGUGGUGGCCCAGCUGCAGGAGGAGGCUGAGCGGCUGAAGAGGCAGCAGCUGGAGGCCGAGCACUCACGGGAGGAGGCUGAGAAGGAGCUGGAGCGCUGGCGGCAGAAGGCCAACGAGGCGCUGCGCCUGCGGUUGCAGGCCGAAGAGGUGGCCCACAAGAAGUCGCUGGCGCAGGAGGAGGCCGAGAAGCAGAAGGAGGAUGCAGAGCGCGAGGCCCGCAAGCGCGCCAAGGCAGAGGAGGCCGCCCUGCGGCAGAAGGAGCUCGCGGAGGAAGAGCUGGAAAAGCAGCGGGAGCUGGCAGAGGGCACAGCCCAGCAGAAGCUGGUGGCGGAGCAGGAGCUGAUCCGGCUGAAGGCGGAGAUGGAGAACGGGGAGCAGCAGCGCCUGCUCCUGGAGGAAGAGCUCUCACGGCUGAAGGGGGAGGUAAAUGAGGCCAUCCAGAGGAGGAAAGAGCUGGAGGAGGAACUGGCCAAGCUGCGGGCAGAAAUGGAGGUCCUGCUGGAGAGCAAGGCCAAGACGGAGGAGGAAUCGCGCUCCAGCAGUGAGAAGUCCAAGCAGCGGCUGGAGGCGGAGGCCAACAAGCUGCGGGAGCUGGCCGAGGAGGCCGCCCGCCUGCGCGCCCUCUCCGAGGAGGCCAAGCGGCAGCGGCAGCUGGCAGAGGACGAGGCCAGCCGGCAACGGGCCGAGGCCGAGCGCAUCCUGAAGGAGAAGCUGGCGGCCAUCAACGAGGCCUCACGGCUGAAGGCGGAGGCAGAGAUCGCGCUGAAGGAGAAGGAGGCCGAGAACGAGCGGCUGCGGCGGCUGGCGGAGGAUGAGGCCUACCAGCGCAAGCUGCUGGAGGAGCAGGCGGCCCAACACAAGCAGGACAUUGAGGAGAAGAUUGCCCUGCUGAAGCGCUCCUCAGAGAGCGAGCUGGAGAGGCAGAAGGGGCUCGUGGAGGAUACGCUGCGGCAGCGGCGGCAGGUGGAGGAGGAGAUCCGUGCCCUCAAGGCCAGCUUCGAGAAGGCCUCAGCUGGCAAGAGCGAGCUGGAGCGGGAGCUGAACCGCAUCCGCGGGGAGGCGGAGGAGGUGCAGCGCAGCCGGGAGCAGGCAGAGCGGGAGGCUGAGCGGCAGCGGGCGCUGGCGCUGGAGGAGGAGGGCCGGCGGCGUGAGGCUGAAGAGAAGGUGCAGGCCAUCCUGGCGGCCGAGGAGGAGGCCGGGCGGCAGCGGCGGCUGGCCCUGGAGGAGGUGGAGCGGCUGCGGGCCAUGGUGGAGGAGGCGCGGCGACAGAAGGAACUGGCGGAGAAGGAGUCAGAGCGGCAGAUCCAGCUGGCACGGGAGGCGGCGCAGAAGCGGAUUGCGGCGGAGGAGAAGGCGCACCUGGCUGCCGUGCAGCAGAAGGAGCAGGAGCUGCUGCAGACGCGCCAGCAGGAGCAGAGCCUCCUGGACCGGCUGCGCGAGGAGGCCGAGCGGGCCCGGCGGGCGGCUGAGGAGGCCGAGUUUGCCCGUGGCAAGGCCGAGCAGGACGCCAGCUUGUCCCGGCAGCGCGUGGAGGAGGCUGAGCGGCUGAAGCAGCGGGCAGAGGAGGAGGCGCAGGCCAAGGCGCAGGCACAGGCGGAUGCGGAGAAGCUGCGCAAGGAGGCCGAGCUGGAGGCCGCGAAACGGGCGCAGGCAGAGCAGGCGGCCCUGCGGCAGAAACAACUGGCCGAUGCCGAGAUGGAGAAGCACAAGAAGUUUGCCGAGCAGACGCUACGGCAGAAGGCGCAGGUGGAGCAGGAGCUGACCAAGGUGAAGUUGCAGCUGGAUGAGACAGACCACCAGAAGGGCAUCCUGGACGAGGAGCUGCAGAGGCUGAAGGAGGAGGUGACAGACGCCGUCCGGCAGAAGGCCCAAGUGGAGGAGGAGCUCUUCAAGGUCCGGGUGCAGAUGGAGGAGCUGGCCAAGCUGAAAAGCCGCAUUGAGGAGGAGAACAAGGCGCUGAUCCUCAAGGACAAGGACAACACGCAGAAGUUCCUGGCGGAGGAGGCAGAGAAGAUGAAGCAGGUGGCAGAGGAGGUGGCCCGGCUGAGCGUGGAGGCGCAGGAGGCCGCCCGCAUGCGGCAGCUGGCUGAGGACGACCUGGCGCAGCAGCGGGCGCUGGCGGAGAAGAUGCUGAAGGAGAAGAUGCAGGCGGUGCAGGAGGCCACGCGGCUGCGGGCUGAGGCUGAAAUGCUGCAGAAGCAGAAGGAUCUGGCGCAGGAACAUGCCAAGAAGCUGCAGGAGGACAAGGAGCAAAUGCAGCAGCGCCUGGCUGAGGAGACCGAAGGCUUCCAGAAGACACUGGAGGCCGAGCGCCGGCGGCAGCUGGACAUCACAGCUGAGGCUGAGCGCCUCAAGCUGCAAGUGGCCGAGAUGAGCAUGGCCCAGGCCAAGGCUGAGGAGGAAGCCAAGCGGUUCAAGAAGCAGGCGGAGGAGAUCAGUGAGAGGCUGCAUGAGACUGAGCUGGCCACACAGGAGAAGAUGACGAUGGUGCACACCCUGGAGAUCCAGCGGCACCAGAGCGAUGAGGACGCAGAAAAGCUGCGGAGGGCCAUCGCUGACCUGGAGAAGGAGAAGGAGAAGCUGAAGCAGGAGGCAGCGCUGCUGCAGCAGAAGGCAGAGGAGAUGCAGGUGGCCCAGCAGGCUCAGCUCCGUCAGGAGACGCAGCUCCUGCAGCAGAGCUUCCUGACGGAGAAAGAUGCCCUGCUGCAGAAGGAGAAGUUCAUUGAGGAGGAGAAAUCAAAGCUGGAGAAGCUCUUUAAGGAUGAGGUGAACAAAGCCCAGAACCUGAAGGCAGAGCAGGAGCGGCAGCAGCAGGAGAUGGAGCAGGAGAAGCAGCAGUUGAAAGCUAUGUUAGAUGAAGCUAAGAAGCAUCAGAAGGAAGCUGAGGAAAACGUCAGGCACAAGCAGGAGGAGCUACAGCAGCUGGAGAGGCAGCGACAGCAGCAGGAGAAACUUCUGGAAGAAGAGAACAAGAAGCUGAGGGAGAGGCUCGAGCAGAUGCAGGAGGAGUACAAGGCUGCCCUGGCCCAGCGACGGGAGAUCAUGAUCCAGACAGAUGACCUGCCUGAGGAGGUGGUUACCACAACGCAGCUGCUGGACAUCAAGGCUGUGCCCAAUGGCCGGGAUGCAAUGGAUGGCUUAGCCCAGAAUGGGGAGCCGGAGUUCGCCUUCGACGGCAUCCGGCAGAAGGUGUCGGCAGAGAAGCUGGCUGAUGCUGGCAUUCUGAGCAGGGAGAGCUUAGACAAGUUGGCGAAGGGAGUUGUGAGCGUGGGCGAGCUCUCUCAGAGGGAGGAUGUCAAGAAGUACCUGCAGGGCAAGAGCAGCAUUGCUGGUUUGCUGAUCAAACCCUCCAACCAGAAGAUGAGCAUCUACGAAGCCAUGAAGAAGAAGCUGCUGAGCCCAGGCACAGCACUGGUGCUCCUGGAGGCACAGGCUGCUUCUGGCUUCAUCAUUGACCCCGUGCGGAACGCGAGGCUCUCGGUGAACGAGGCGGUGCGGGAGGGAGUGAUCGGGCCAGAGCUGCACAACAAGAUGCUGUCGGCCGAGCGGGCCGUCACCGGCUAUAAGGAUCCCUACACAGGUGACAAGAUCUCCCUGUUCCAGGCCAUGCAGAAGGAUCUCAUUGUCAGGGAUCACGGCAUCCGCCUGCUCGAGGCCCAGAUCGCCACCGGCGGCAUCAUCGAUCCUGUCAACAGCCACCGCCUGCCCGUGGAAGCCGCCUACAAGCGCGGCUACUUCGAUGAGGAGAUGAAUCAGGUCCUGUCUGACCCCACUGACGACACCAAGGGCUUCUUCGACCCCAACACUCAGGAGAACCUCACCUACCUGCAGCUGAUGGAGCGGUGCGUGACUGACCCGGACACAGGGCUCUGCCUCCUGCCACUCACCGACCAAGCAGCCAAAGCUGGAGAGCUGGUCUACACUGACAAGGAAGCCAAGGAUGUCUUCAAGAAGGCCACAGUGACAGCGCCGUUUGGCAAGUUCCAAGGGAAGACGAUGACCAUCUGGGAGCUCAUCAACUCUGAAUACUUCACCGAGGACCAAAGGCGGGACCUGAUCCAGCAGUACAGGACCGGCAAGAUCACAGUGGAGAAGAUCAUCAAGAUCGUCAUCACGGUUGUGGAGGAAAGUGAGAAGAAGAGCCAGAUGUGCUUUGAGGGCCUGCGGGGCCCCGUGCCCGCUGCCGAGCUGCUCGAGAGCAAGAUCAUCAACAAGGACCUCUACAACCAGCUGCACCAGGGCAAGAAGUCCAUAAAGGAUGUGGCAGAGAUGGAGUCCGUACGGCAAUACCUGAAGGGCACGGAUGCCAUCGCUGGUGUCCUGGUGGAGUCUACGGGCCAGAAGCUCACCUUCUACGAGGCCCUGAAGAGGAACUUGCUGAGGCCAGAAGUUGCCCUGUCCCUGCUGGAGGCACAAGCUGCCACCGGCUACAUCAUCGACCCUGUGGGUAACAAGCUCUUCUCCGUGGACGAGGCGGUGAAGGCUGAGGUGGUGGGGCCAGAGUUCCACGAGAAGCUGCUGUCGGCAGAGAAGGCAGUGACUGGCUACAAGGAUCCCUACACAGGUCAGACGGUUUCCCUCUACCAAGCGCUCCAGAAGGGCCUCAUCCCCAGCGACGCUGGGCUCCGGCUGCUGGACGUCCAGCUUGCCACCGGUGGCAUCAUCGACCCCGUCAACAGCCACCGGCUCCCGCUUGAGGUCGCCUACAAGCGCGGCUACUUUGACUCGGAGAUAAACAAGGCUCUGGCCGAGCUCCGAGACGAUGCCAAGGCUUUCUACUGUCCCAACACCCAGGAACACCUCACCUACGCCCAGCUGCAGAAGAGCUGCCACCGCGACAAGCAGACCGGCCUGUGUCUGCUGCCCCUGUCCGACAAGGCGAUCCAGUCGCAGCAGGAGGAGGUCUACACCGACAGCCAGGCCAAGGAGUGCUUCGACAAAGCAACCAUAGAGGUCCCGGUGGGCAGCAUGAAGGGCCAGACAAUGACCAUCUGGGAGCUGAUCCACUCUGAAUACUUCACAGAGGAGCACAGGCGGGAGCUGCUCCGCCAGUACAAGACUGGCAAAGUGACAAUCGAGAAGAUCAUCAAGAUCGUGAUCACCAUCAUCGAGGAGGCAGAGACCAAAAAGCAGGAGAAACUGACGUUCAGCGGUCUGCGUGCACCGGUGCCAGCCAGCGAGCUGCUGGAGUCCCGCAUCAUCAGCAAAACCCAGUACGAGCAGCUGAAGGAAGGCAAGAAAUCAGUGAAGGACCUCUCUGAGACAGAUGCGGUGAGGAGAUUCCUGCAGGGCAGUGACUGCAUUGCCGGUGUCUAUGUGGAAGCCACCAAGGAGAAGCUGAACAUCUAUGAGGCCAUGAAGAGGAACCUGCUGAGGCCCAGCACUGCCGUGGUCCUCCUGGAGGCCCAGGCAGCCACUGGGUUCUUGAUUGACCCUGUGAAGAACCGUAAGCUGUACGUCAACGAGGCGGUGAAGGCUGGCAUCGUCGGGCCUGAGCUGCACGAGAAGCUGCUGUCGGCUGAGAAGGCGGUCACGGGGUACAAGGAUCCCUACUCAGGUGAUACCAUCUCCCUGUUCCAGGCCAUGAAGAAAGGGCUUAUUGUCAAGGAGCACGGCAUCCGCCUGCUGGAGGCCCAGAUCGCCACGGGCGGCAUCAUCGACCCCGUGCACAGCCACCGCCUGCCCGUGGAGGUGGCCUACAAGCGUGGCUACUUCGACGAGGAGAUGAACCGGACCCUCUCCGACCCCACCGAUGACACCAAGGGCUUCUUCGACCCCAACACUCAGGAGAACCUCACCUACGUGCAGCUGAAGGAGAGGUGCAUCGAGGACCCCGAGACGGGGCUGUACCUGCUGCCUCUGCGGGAGCCUGAGAAGCCAAAAGUGGUGGAAACCACUCACAUGUACACAGAAGCGGAGACACGGAAGGUGUUUGAGGAGACACAGGUGGACAUCCCUGUGGGCAGCCGGGCAGGCUCCUCCAUGUCGCUGUGGGAGAUCAUGCACUCGGACCUGCUGCCUGAGGAGCAGCGUAAACAUCUCAUGGAGGAGUUCCAGUCGGGCCGCGUGUCCAAGGAGCGCAUGAUCAUCAUUAUCAUCGAGAUCAUCGAGAAGACUGAGAUCAUCCGGCAGCAGAACCUCACAUCCUAUGACUACGUCCGGCGCCGCAUCACGGCCGAGGACCUCUACGAGGCCAAGAUUAUCUCACAGGACAUCUACAACCUGCUGAAACAGGGCUCCAAAACCUUCCGGGAGCUCCUGGACGUGGAGACUGUCUGGAAGUACCUUUACGGGUCGGGCUGCGUGGCUGGCAUCUACAUCCCCUCCUCCAAGCAGACACUCAGUGUCUACCAGGCACUGAAGAAGGGGCUGAUUAACCCCGAAGUGGCCCGCUCCCUCCUGGAGGCCCAGGCAGCCACCGGCUUCAUUAUUGACCCCACAAAGAAUGAAAUGCUGACUGUGGAUGAGGCAGUGAGGAAGGGUGUGGUGGGGCCAGAGAUCCACGACCGGCUCCUGUCUGCAGAGAGGGCUGUGACCGGCUACAGAGACCCAUACAGCGAACAGAAGAUUUCCCUCUUCCAGGCCAUGAAGAAAGAUCUCAUUCCCAGCGAAGAGGCCCUCAAGCUCCUGGACGCCCAGAUCGCCACCGGUGGCGUAAUUGACCCGCACUUGGGCUUCCACCUGCCCCUGGAGGUGGCCUACCAGCGGGGCUUCAUCAACAGGGAGACGUAUGACAUGCUGUCGGAGCCCAGCGAGGUGCGCAGCUACGUGGACCCCUCCACAGAUGAGAAGCUGAGCUAUACCCAGCUGCUGAAGCGGUGCCGGAAGGACGAGAGCUCCAGGCUCCUCCUGCUCCCGCUCUGCGACACACGGAAGCUCACCUUCCGGGGGCUGCGGAAACAGAUCACCGUGGAGGAGCUGGUCCUCUCGCAGGUGAUGGAUGAAGCCACAGCCCAGCGCCUCCAGGAGGGUCUCACCUCUGUUGAGGAGGUCUCUAAGAACCUGAAGAAGUUCCUGGAGGGCACCAGCUGCAUCGCUGGCGUCUUUGUGGACUCCACAAAGGAGCGUCUGUCCAUCUACCAGGCCAUGAAGAAGGGGAUCAUCCGGCCCGGCACUGCCUUCGAGCUCCUGGAGGCGCAGGCAGCCACGGGCUACGUGAUUGACCCCAUCAAGGGCCUCAAGCUGACAGUGGAGGAAGCUGUGCGCAUGGGCAUCGUGGGCCCCGAGUUCAAGGACAAGCUGCUCUCUGCCGAGAGGGCCGUCACCGGCUACCGGGACCCCUACACCGGAAAGCUCAUCUCCCUCUUCCAGGCUAUGAAGAAGGGUCUGAUCCUGAAGGACCACGGGAUCCGCUUGCUGGAGGCACAGAUCGCCACGGGAGGCAUCAUUGACCCUGAGGAGAGCCACCGCCUGCCCGUGGAGGUGGCCUACAAGCGGGGCCUCUUUGAUGAGGAGAUGAACGAGAUCCUGCUGGACCCCAGUGACGACACCAAGGGCUUCUUCGACCCCAACACAGAGGAGAACCUCACCUACCUGCAGCUGAUGGAGCGGUGCAUCACAGACCCAGAGACUGGCCUCUGCCUCCUGCCUCUGAAGGAGAAGAAGCGGGAGAGGAAGACCUCCUCCAAGUCCUCCGUCCGCAAGCGCCGGGUGGUGAUCGUUGACCCGGAGACGGGCAAGGAGAUGUCCGUGUACGAAGCUUAUCGCAAGGGCCUCAUAGACCACCAGACUUACCUGGAGCUGUCAGAGCAGGAGUGCGAGUGGGAGGAGAUCACCACCUCCUCCUCCGAUGGCGUGGUGAAGUCAAUGAUCAUCGACAGGCGCUCGGGCCGCCAGUAUGACAUCGAUGAUGCCAUUGGCAAGGGUCUGAUUGACCAGUCAGCCCUGGACCAGUACCGCUCGGGCACCCUCUCCAUCACCGAGUUUGCUGACAUGCUCUCUGGCAACAUGGGUGGCUUCCGGUCACGGUCGUCCUCAGUUGGAUCCUCCUCCUCCUACACCGUCAGCCCCGCCCUGUCACGGACCCAGAUCUCCAUGUGGACUGACCCAACCGAAGAGACUGGGCCAGUGGCAGGCAUCCUGGACACGGACACUCUGGAGAAGGUGUCCAUCACCGAGGCGAUGCGCCGCAACCUGGUGGACAACAUCACAGGGCAGCGGCUGCUGGAAGCCCAGGCCUGCACCGGGGGCAUCAUCGACCCCAACACUGGUGACAAAUGCACCGUCGCUGACGCGGUCACCAAGGGCCUGGUGGACAAGAUCAUGGUGGACCGCAUCAACCUGGCGCAGAAGGCCUUCUACGGCUUUGAGGACCCGCGGACCAAGACGAAGAUGUCGGCGGCGCAGGCACUGAAGAAGGGCUGGCUGUACUACGAGGCCGGGCAGCGGUUCCUGGAGGUGCAGUACUUGACAGGGGGCCUGAUCGAGCCCGAUGCCCCGGGCCGCGUCUCCCUGGACGAGGCGCUGCAGAAGGGCACCAUUGACGCAAGGACUGCCCAGAAGCUGCGGGAUGUCAACACCUAUUCCAAGUACCUCACCUGCCCCAAGACCAAGCUCAAGAUCUCCUACAAGGACGCCAUGGACCGGAGCAUGAUCGAGGACGGGACCGGCCUGCGGCUGCUGGAGGCCUCCUCCCAGUCCAGCAAGGGCUACUACAGUCCCUACAACAUCAGCAGCGCCGGCUCCACCUCCGGCUCGCGCUCGGGCUCUCGCACCGGCUCCCGCUCAGGCUCCCGGCGCGGCAGUUUCGACGCCACCGGCUCCGGCUUCUCCAUGACCUUCUCUUCCUCCUCCUACUCCUCCUCGAGUUUCGGGCGCAGAUACGCGGGGGGCACCCAGGGCGCCGUGGAGGUGGCUGCCCUUGCCCUCGCCCUGGCCCCAUCCAGAAGCUGCGGGUGGGAGGCGAGCAGGGAGUGCUCCGGGGCGUGUGGGCCCCUGCUCCACGUGGCCUGAGACCUGCCAGCCCCCCGAGGCGCUGCCUCCACCCGCUCCGCAUGUGGCAACGCUGCUGGCUAAUCACUAGUAUUUUUUUUUUAAUUUUGAACCUCCACUCUUCUCCCAAAGCAGUGCCUCAAGUUUAACCAAAAAAGACAAGACUAAUAAAUUAAUAUAUGAGAAUGUG